AUGAAUGAGAGAAGAAAGAGGAUAGUAAAAAUACUAGAAGUAAUAAUAAAGAAAGAACCCUUCAAAAGGAACAAAGAAAGAGAAAACAGAAUAAUGUCUGAAGAAGAACACACGAAAAGGGGUGAUGAAGAAAAAAGUGAAACAAAGAAAAUUAAACAAAAACAAGAAAGAAAAGGAAAGAAACAAAGAAACACUGAAAGAAAAGAAGAGAAACAAGAAAAGAGAUUUGACCGAAAAGGAUUAAGUCGGGAAGAAAAAGAAGAGUUACAUAAAGAAGACCAAAUCUAUAGAACAAUAUUCAUCCAAAAUUUAUCAUUCAGAACAACUGAAGAAGAACUCAAAGAAAAAAUGGGAGAAUAUGGGGAUGUAUCAUAUUGUAAAAUUUGUAUGGAUAAAGAAAAAGGUAUUAGUAGAGGAACAGGAUUUGUUUGUUUCAGAAAAAGAGGAGUAGCAGAUAAAAUUAUUGAAGAAGCAUAUAUGUUUUCAGGGAAUAAAGAAAGUGAUAUUGAAAUUGAUGGAAGAAGAUUAAUUCUUCAGAAAGCAAUAAAGAAAGAACAAGCAAAAGAAACAAGUGAUAGUAAAAAAAAGAAAAAAGAAGGAAUUAAAGAUAAUAGAAAUGUUUCAUUAGCAAUGGUUGGACAAAAAACAAAAGAAGAAUAUCUUCAACUUGGAUUAACACCAAAUGAAGCAAAAAUUCGAUUAAAAGCACAAAUGGAACGAAAUAAGAAAUUAAAAAAUGUUAAUUUCUGUGUUAAUAAAUAUAGAGUGUGUGUAAGAAAUAUUCCAAAGAAUUCAAAUAAAAAGAUGAUUAUGGAAACAUUUGGGAAAUAUUGUAUGAAAGGGAAAAUAUCAGAUAUUAAAAUUAUUAAAGGAGAAAGAGGAAAAGCAAUUGGAUAUUGUUUUUUGACAUUUACAGAAGCAGAAGAUGCAUAUCAAUUUGUAGAAAAAGUCAAUGAGAGUCUUCAAUUUAAAGAACAAAGACGAGUUAUAGUAGAAUUUUCAAUUGAUGAUAUGGUUAAAUUACAUAAAUUCAAAGCAGAAAUGGAAAGAAGAAAAUUUAAUCAAGAAAAGAAGAAAUUCAUUGAAGAACAUUCAGUAAACAAUGUUGGUAAAAGAGUCAAAGUUACUUCUCUUCCUAAAGAAGUUAUUAAAUCAGAAUCAACAACAAAUAUAAAGAAAACAAAGAAGAAAGGAAUAAACAGAAAAAUUGGAAUAACAAAGAAAUUUAAUGCAAAGAAAUCAGUAUUAUUAUAA
Messenger RNA from Entamoeba dispar SAW760, 1254 nucleotides. RefSeq names its product RNA-binding protein, putative. The transcript has 2 exons. NCBI's taxonomy places the organism in Eukaryota, Evosea, Mastigamoebida, Endamoebidae. The record is from RefSeq and is a predicted model, not a curated record. Gene Ontology annotation, molecular function: RNA binding. The coding region runs from base 1 to 1254 and encodes 417 amino acids.